Molecule: messenger RNA, 1443 nt
Organism: Botrytis fragariae
Lineage: Eukaryota; Fungi; Ascomycota; Leotiomycetes; Helotiales; Sclerotiniaceae
Product: putative endoribonuclease l-psp protein
Exons: 6
Coding region: 1-1443 (480 amino acids)
Source: RefSeq, a predicted model, not a curated record
AUGGCAAACAACAAAUCAAGUAAACCUGAGCGGACCCUGAUCGGUGGUUCUCUUGAUAUACCCCGCAUGGUAUCGGGAUUAUGGCAACUAGCUGGAGGACAUGAUCAAAAUGUUGAUGUGGAAGCAGCGGCCAAAGCGAUGGAACCAUUAAUUGAAGCAGGACUGGAUUGUUUUGACAUGGCUGAUCAUUAUGGCGACGCAGAACUUGUUAUGGGUCAGCACAAUUCGUCCUCGACGAAGAAAAUGAUAGCUUUCACAAAAUGGUGUCCACCAGAAAAUGGAAUCACCACUUUCGAGAAUGCAGAAAAAGCUGUAGAUCUUGCAUUGGAGAGGAUGAAGCAAGAGAAAAUUGAAUUGAUGCAAUAUCAUGCAUGGGACUAUACGGAUGAUAGUUACAUUCAAAAUCUUGAGCAUUUGCGAACUUUACAAAAACAAGGAAAAAUUGGAAUGAUUGGAAUGACAAACACAGAUGCCGCACAUCUCGAACUUUUGAUCAACACGGGAUUCAAAAUUGCAACCAAUCAGGUAUCCUGCUCUGUUAUUGAUCGUCGUCAUGUUCGCGGUCGACUUGUUUCAUGGCUUGGGGUCGAAGAACCAAAGGAUGAAACGGAAUUGAACUGGAGCCUGAGAAAAUAUCUGCGAUUUAUUAAUGCAGCUGGAGGGUGGUCAUCGUAUCAAGUUGUGCUUCAAGCACUUUCCACAGUUGCCAAAAAGUACGGCGUUGGCAUUUCUGCGGUUGCAACACGACAUGUUUUAGACCUUCCUGCUGUAAGUGCUGUAAUUGUCGGAUCUAGACUAUCAAGUACUUCAGAUAAGUAUACGGUGAGCAAUCUUGAGGCUUUUAGUUUCGCAUUAGAUGCAGAAGACAGGGCUUUGAUCGCAAAAGCACAGGAGGGCCUUUCGGAUAUACCAGGAGACUGCGGUGAUGAAUAUCGACGACCACCAUUUCUCACAGCAAAAGGUGAUCUCAGCGAUCACCUUGAAGAGACAGACCACGAUGUUAAGAUCGCCAAAGCUAUCGCUGGUGGAGCUCGCAUCGAAUAUUCUUCGGGCAGCCACUGGGAGCCUAUUGCAAGUUAUUCUCGAGCAAUUAGAACAGGCAACACCAUUCGCGUGUCAGGGACCACGGCCAAUUCUCCAGUCUCAAGCAUUCCAGCGAUAGGUGGGAAAAGUGCGCGUAGCCAGACCGUAGCAAUCCUAGAUAUCGUUGCGCGUGCCAUAAAAGCUUUGGGCGGAGACUUGUCCGAUGUUGUGCGAACUAGGAUAUUCUUGCAAAAGGAGGAGGACGUUGAAGCGGUCAGUCUUGCACAUGGUUGGGCUUUUAAGUGCGCGGGAAUCAGACCAUCAAAUACAUUGGUGGUAUCAGGGGUAAUUGGGGACGAAUUUCUCGUCGAGAUUGAAGUGGAAGCUGAAUUGGGUUACCGUGAAGUUGUAAGGAUAUAG